UGAGAGUGGCCGGCACGUGUGCAGAAGGGAGGGAGGUUAGAGCCGGCAGCGCUAGUGUAGUUCUUCAGUCUGAUAUUAGCGGAGAUGCGGUACUACUUACUGUACUCCGGCACCGCGUAACUACACACUGGCCUGACAGCCCUGCGGGAGCACAAGGUCUCAUUGUACCCUGAGUGUGUGACUAUAUCGCUGAGAUAAGGACAGAGCAAACAGUGUGUAUGGGGAGUGAGGAGCAACCGCUUGUGAUGCCCAGACUGUAAGUGGCUUAAUAUUCGCGAUCCAUUGGGAUUAUUAGCGCACUAUUACCGCGUAUGUAACUUUGUUGGGUGUAAGCGCUACUGGCCCCUCGUUGCCCCUGGCUGUGCUGUUUUGCCCCGUGUCCUUCCCGGGGGAUCAUUGCCAGUAUGCCCUGAGGAGCACCAUGCAGAAGAGCGUGCGCCUGAACGAGGGACACGCUCUGUACCUGGCGCUACUGGCCCGCAAGGAGGGCUACAAGAGGGGCUUCCUCAGCAAGAAGGCGGCGGAGACCAGCAGGUGGCACGACAAGUGGUUUGCCCUGUUCCAGAAUGUCCUCUUCUACUUCGAGUCGGAGCAAAGCGGGAGACCCUCGGGGGUUUAUCUGCUGGAGGGCUGCAGCUGUGAGAGGGUCAUAGCACCCAUAGUGGCCAGCGGGGGCAAAGACACCAUGGAGAAGCAGCAUUACUUCACUGUUAACUUUGGCCACGAAGGGCAGAAACCUCUGGAGCUACGCUGUGAAGAGGAACCUGAACGAGAUGAAUGGGUGGAAGCCAUACACCAAGCGAGUUACUCUGAUGUCCUAAUAGAGAGAGAAGUAUUGAUGCAGAAGUACAUUCAUUUGGUGCAAAUUGUAGAAACUGAGAAAGUCGCUGCCAAUCAACUGCGACAACAGCUUGAAGAUCAAGAUACUGAAAUAGAAAGGCUUAAAUCAGAGAUUGUAGCCCUCAAUAAAACAAAGGAAAGAAUGCGUCCCUAUCAGAUGAAUCAAGAGGACGAGGACCCAGACAUUAAGAAGAUAAAAAAGGUUCAGAGUUUUAUGCGUGGAUGGCUUUGCAGGAGAAAAUGGAAAACAAUUGUACAGGACUAUAUCUGUUCUCCCCACGCUGAAAGCAUGAGAAAGCGGAAUCAGAUUGUUUUUAACAUGGUGGAAGCAGAGGCAGAAUAUGUGCACCAGCUUUAUAUACUUGUCAACUGCUUCCUCAGGCCCCUCAGAAUGGCAGCAAGCUCCAAGAAACCACCAAUAAGCCAUGAUGAUGUGAGCAGCAUCUUCCUAAACAGUGAAACCAUAAUGUUUCUUCAUGAAAUAUUCCACCAGGGAUUGAAAGCAAGAAUUAAUAAUUGGCCUACUUUGAUUUUAGCGGACUUAUUUGAUAUCCUGCUGCCAAUGUUGAACAUCUACCAAGAGUUUGUUCGGAACCAUCAAUAUAGUCUGCAAGUGCUGGCGAACUGUAAGCAAAACAGAGAUUUUGACAAACUCUUGAAGCAAUAUGAAACCAAUCCAGCUUGUGAAGGAAGAAUGCUUGAGACAUUUCUUACCUAUCCCAUGUUUCAGAUCCCUCGGUACAUUAUAACACUCCAUGAACUUCUGGCCCACACACCUCAUGAGCAUGUAGAGAGAAAAAGCUUAGACUUUGCACAAUCAAAGCUGGAAGAGCUUUCAAGGGUUAUGCAUGAUGAAGUCAGCGACACAGAGAACAUCCGCAAGAACCUCUCUAUUGAGAGAAUGAUUGUUGAAGGUUGUGAUAUUUUAUUGGAUACAAGCCAGACAUUUGUGCGCCAAGGUACUCUAAUUCAAGUUCCUUCUGUGGAGAGGGGGAAACUCAGUAAAGUCCGCCUGGGCCCAUUGUCUUUGAAAAGAGAAGGGGAGAGGCAGUGCUUUUUAUUCACAAAGCAUUUUUUAAUUUGCACUAGAAGCUCAGGGGGGAAACUGCAUUUACUCAAGACAGGGGGAGUUCUGUCCUUGAUAGAAUGCACAUUGAUUGAAGAACCAGACCUGAGUGAAGAUGACUCAAAGGGGACAGGAUAUGUUUUUGGACAUUUGGAUUUCAAGAUUGUUGUAGAACCAGUGGAUUCCCAUCCAUUUACUGUGGUCCUUCUUGCGCCUUCUCGUCAAGAAAAAGCUGCUUGGACAAGUGAUAUCAGCCAGUGCAUAGAAAACAUAAGGUGCAAUGGCUUGAUGAGUAAUGUAUUCGAGGAGAACUCCAAAGUUACAGUCCCACACAUGAUUAGAUCAGAUGCCCGAUUACAUAAAGAUGAUGUGGAUAUCUGCUUUAGCAGAACACUGAACUCAUGCAAGGUCCCUCAGAUCCGCUAUGCAAGUGUGGAACGCCUUUUGGAGAGAUUAACCGACUUGCGCUUCCUUAGCAUUGAUUUUCUCAACACUUUCCUACACACCUAUCGUAUAUUUACUACUGCAUUUGUGGUGCUGGAGAAGCUAGCUGAUAUAUACAAAAAGCCCUUCACUUCAAUUCCUGUAAGAUUCCUGGAGCUGUUUUUUGCUACAAGCCAAAACCUCAGUGAUGGGAAGUCCCCACAUCUGUGCCGCAAGUUCUCUUCACCACCUCCCUUGUCACUUUCAAGAACCUCUUCUCCAAUCAGAGCCAGGAAACUAUCACUUAAUUCUCCACUGAACUCAAGAAUUGGAGCUUUGGAUUUAUCCACUUCAUCUAGUGCAAGCAGUCCUACCUCUGUAUUCAGCCCUGCCACUUCUCCACCUCCCACAACUGCUAAAGUACCUCUUGAUCUUAGUAAAGGACUCUCCUCUCCAGAACAAAGUCCUGGAUCCAUUGAUGAGAAUUCUGAAAACCCGCGCAUUGAUUUGUGUAACAAAUUGAGAAGAAGUAUUCGAAGAGCUGCGGUUUUAGAAUCUGUUUCACUGGAUAGAACAAUUCCUGAGAGCAGCCAGUCUACAGAUACAGGUGAAAAUUCUCCAUGUAGGUCCCCCUCAACUCCUCGACAUCUCCGAUACCGCCCAACAGGAGUGCAGGCAUCUGACAACCAACGUGGCUGUUCUGUCUCACCAGCCUCUGCCUUUGCCAUUGCUACAGCUGGAGCUGGUCAUGGAAGUCCCCCAGGCUUUAACAACAUGGAAAGAAUGUGCGACAAAGAGUUUAUAAUCCGCAGGGCUGCAACAAACCGAGUAUUGAAUGUUCUUCGUCACUGGGUCUCUAAGCACGCACAGGAUUUUGAGUUAAACCAUGAAAUAAAAAUGAAUGUUGUGAACGUGUUGGAAGACGUUCUACGUGACCCUGACCUGCUACCCCAAGAGAGAAAAGCAGCUACUAACAUAUUAAGUGUCCUAUCUCUGGAUGAACAAGAUGACUGCCACCUGGUCCUUGAGGACAUUAUAAAUAUGUCAGAGAGUCCCAGCUCAGAGUGCCUGGAAACCCUGUCUGCUAUGGAACUGGCGGAGCAGAUAACCCUAUUAGAUCACAUAGUGUUUAGAAGCAUACCAUACCAAGAGUUUCUUGGCCAAGGCUGGAUGAAACCAGAUAAAUCUGAGAGGACACCAUAUAUAAUGAAAACUAGCCAACAUUUUAAUGAUAUGAGUAACCUUAUUGCCUCAGAAAUCAUGAAACAUCCUGAUGUGCCAUCCAGAGCUAGCUCGAUUGAGAAGUGGGUGGUGGUAGCGGAUAUAUGCCGUUGUAUGCACAAUUACAAUGGAGUGCUGGAAAUCACAUCAGCCUUGAACAGAAGUGCUGUCUACAGACUCAAGAAAACCUGGGCUAAAGUUUCUAAACAGACAAAGGCACUAAUGGAUAAGCUGCAAAAGACUGUGUCGUCUGAAGGAAGAUUUAAAAAUCUUAGAGAAACCCUCAAAAACUGUAACCCACCUUCAGUGCCCUACCUUGGAAUGUAUUUGACCGACCUUGCAUUUAUAGAAGAGGGUACCCCAAACUUCACUGAGGAAGGCCUUGUCAAUUUUUCCAAAAUGCGAAUGAUAUCGCAUAUAAUUCGAGAAAUACGCCAAUUCCAGCAGACCCCUUACCGCAUAGAGCACCAGCCUAAGGUCACUCAGUUUCUUCUGAACAAGUCUCGCGUUCUGGAUGAAGAUAAUCUAUAUGAAUUGUCCUUGAGGAUUGAACCACGUCUCCCAGCAUGAAGAGUAUUAAAGUGUGUGUUCCCUGUGCAAUGCUGCUUUCACUUCACAAUGGUAACCUGACACACUGUGAUCAGCAGAGCUUGAGAAGAGCAGGGGGUGAAGCUCAACCUUCAGUGGAAAGUGUCUGCCGCUCGGCACCCUAUUCCAUUUUGAAUCCAUGCAGGACGAAAGGAAUGAGCAUAAAGCCUGUGGACCUUGACUCCGUGCCCAUAGGGAACAACUGGCAGAACAUCAUCGUCGCCACGCUGUGACAGGUUAAGCAGCAAUAUGUGACUUUGAUGUGGUUUUAAAAAAACAUUCUGUAUGGGAAUAAAGGAACAUUGCUUGCUUGUGCUCUAUGGACAAGUACCAGGAUGAGGUUGGGGCCAGAGCUGGUUAGAAUCAUGUCAUGUAUUUUUGACUUUCACAAAACUUUCCUUUUUAUAGGGAAGACCUGAUACCACCAUCAUGAAACUACAAGGAAACAUGUUUUCCUAGUUCACCAUUUAAACUGUAUCUUGUGCUUGGCCAUUCAUUCUUAUUAAUGGCACUGUGCCGUGCAGGAGCCGGCUGGGGAAGGAAAUCAAUUGAUUUUGUCAGAUUUCUAUGUCCCUUUUUCUUCUCAUGUCUCUGAUUUUUUUUCAUUUUAAUAUUUUGGUCAGGAUCACACUUAUUUCACUAAUAUUUCUCUGUUCUACACAGAAAGCUGCCCUUGUUUUAUGUCUUAUGUGUGUGCCUUUAUAAUCCAGUCUUGAAAUAUGUCAGUUAACCUUUAGCUUGCAGCUUUACUCUUAUUUCCAGCAAUUUUCUGCCUCUUUUACUACUUGCAACCCACUGCUUUUAGAACCUCGACUGCAACUUCAGCCUUUAUUAAUAACUGAAAAUCACAAAUUCUCCCUUUCCAUCAAGAAGAUUCAAUCAUUACGUCCCUUUUACUCUGGUCAGUCGCACUGCAGUGUGUGUGUGUGAAACGGAACACUAGAGAAAUGGGACACAACAGUGGGAUAUUUGCUGCUCGGGCUCGAUACAAAACAUACUGUUACACGAUUGCUGUGUUUAAAAGCUGAAGUUUCCAAAGUAACUAAAGAUUGUUGAUGCUAUGCCUACAUACACCAUGCUUUAUCAGUGUCCCUUCCUUACUCCUGAUACAUUGUGAUGGAUUGCAUGCCCUGUGAUGGAUGCGGAUGAAAUCUACAGUAAACAUCAAGAUAAAAAAUACUGUGGAUAAUCCAGAUGCUUUGCAUGGCGAGUGCAUGACUUCUACAGGAAUUCCAUAUAUGGUCCCAUAAAUAAUGUAUGUAUUAACGAGCACUGUCUAAUAGUUUUUAACUGAUAUAAAAGUUGUGUGUGUGUUUAAGGAACAAGUAGAUCCCUGUAGCUUUUGUAAAGCAAGAGUCCCACAAAUCCCAUAAAUAUGAGUGCUCCCCUUCUCUUUCUUAUUACAUGGCACAAGCCACAUAGCACUGUAAGCAGCUUAGGGAUAAUUGAUUUCAGUAAAAUGAUUCAUUAUCAAAUGUGAAAUGAAUUCUGCUUUCGUUAACUUUACCUUAAAGGGGUGGUUCACCUUUUAGCAUGUUAUAGAAUGGCUAAUUCUAAGCAACUUUUUAAUUGGUCUUCAUUUCUUUCUUUUUUUAAAUAUUCGCUUUCUUCUUCUUCUGACUCCAGCUUUCAAAAAGGGGUCACGGAACCCAUCUAAAAACAAAUGCUCUGUAAGGCUGGCCAUAGACAUGCAGAUUCUAGCCUCAUAUGGUAUGAACGAUCGUACGGCACAACCGUCUGACCUUCCACUAACCAUUCAGAUUAAAUACAGUAGUAAAAGUACAAAUCACACGAUGUUCUGGCCAUGACAGCAAUUGUAUGAAAGUUAUGUCCCUGAAAUAGUAGUGACCCAUUGAUAUUAUCAGAUAUAUGCAGCGAUAUUAUCAUUACCCGACAGAAAUCUUCUAACCUGUCCAACUGACUAAACGAUUGAUCAGGAUGAUCAACACAAGGUCCGAAAAUCGUAGGAAAGAAAUUUUCUUUGCAUCUAUGGCCAGCUUAAGUCUACAAAUAUAUUGUUAUUGAAACUUUUUAUUACUGAGCUUUCUAUUAAG
Xenopus laevis (African clawed frog) is the source of this 6192-nucleotide messenger RNA. It is a transcript of the gene rasgrf2.L, whose product is annotated as ras-specific guanine nucleotide-releasing factor 2. The record is from RefSeq and is a predicted model, not a curated record. The transcript is spliced from 27 exons. Lineage: Eukaryota; Metazoa; Chordata; Amphibia; Anura; Pipidae. The coding region runs from base 422 to 4120 and encodes 1232 amino acids.